Messenger RNA from Rhopalosiphum padi (bird cherry-oat aphid), 2702 nucleotides. Its product is annotated as serine/threonine-protein kinase pelle-like. Gene Ontology annotation, molecular function: ATP binding; protein kinase activity; protein binding. Bases 486 to 2435 code for a protein of 649 amino acids. Gene Ontology annotation, biological process: signal transduction; protein phosphorylation. The transcript has 13 exons. Gene Ontology annotation, cellular component: plasma membrane. Lineage: Eukaryota; Metazoa; Arthropoda; Insecta; Hemiptera; Aphididae. The record is from RefSeq and is a predicted model, not a curated record.
CCCCCCCCACAAUUACGCCACUGCUUUUGUGUAUACUCUAUAAUAUGUAUUCUGAAAUCUACAUUCGUGAACAGGUUAUUGAAGGUUUAGGCAUAAAUUAUAAAUAGUACAGAACAUAGUACUCGCUAGACGCUACACUGCCAAUGGUCACUGUCAUAGAAUACACUUAAUUCUUGUCUAUGAGAAUACAGACUGGCGAGUGCCACGAUGCCACACGAUUAUUUUUAUCACUAACGACAAACAACAGUCUAUAAUCACAGAAUAUUCUGUGCUAUAAGUGGCGCUAUAAUCACGGAUAUCUAUAUCCGUGGCUAUAAUCCACAGAUAAAUUAUUGAUAAGAAAAAAUGAAUUUACCUUCAUAAAUAUUAAAUAGUAAAUAGUAAAUACUAGAAAUACGCAGACGCGCAAUUAAAAUAUAUCGUACAAAUCGCAAAUUGCAGACAUAAUAUUUAUCUUAAUAUUUACUAAAUUGAUACCAGUUUGAAUGCGUCAGCAGUCAAGAACUAUAAAGUUUAUGAUAAUGAGCAACUUAAACUUAAACAAAAAAACCUAUAUUUAUGAAUUGCCAUAUACCGAACGUAAGGAAUUCUGCAAUAUAAUUGACAUGAAUGAUAAAUGGGAAGAACUAGGUGGAAAGUAUAUGAAAAUUGACUGUGCAACAUUAUUUAAAAUUAGCAAAGCUCCUAUGCGAAAUCAUUCUUCUACCGAUGAACUUUUAACAUUAUGGGGAGAACAAAAUCAUACAAUAUUAGAAUUAUUUACUAUCUUGUAUGAAAUGCAGCAUUACAGAGCAAUGAUUAUACUUAAGCCAUUUGUCGAUCAUAAAUACCAUAAAUUGAUAUACCAGGGUGAUAAAAGCUAUAGUAACCUAGUAAAGACAGAAACUGGCAAUGAUUUAAAUAAUGAAGUUGGUAAUCUUAUAAAAUUGAACACUGACAGCAAUCAAAGAAGAGCAAAUAAUCUAGAACGUGAAGAUUUAAAUAUAUCAGGAAAAAUAAAUGAGCAUAUCUAUUCUGAUCCAUCUGUAAUGUUUUCCUCUGCUGAAGCAUGUACACCUUUAAUAACAUACAAUGAACUUGAACAAGCUACUAAUUACUGGAAUAAGGAAAAUAUUUUGGGAAAAGGAGGUUUUGGAGUAGUUUUUAAAGGCAUAUGGAAAAACACAGCAGUUGCUAUUAAACGUCUUGAAGUUCAGAAAGGAGCAGAACAACAAUUUAAUAUUUUAGAAGCUCAAAGACAACAAUCUUUAAGAGAACUGAAGUAUUUAAAUUCUUGCAGACAUGAUAACAUUUUAUCUCUAUAUGGAUUUAGCAUUGGUGGCGAAAAACCAUGUUUAGUGUAUCAAUAUAUGAUCAAUGGUUCUCUUGAAGAUCGAUUACAAUGUCGACAAGGAACUAAACCUUUAACAUGGUAUAUUCGUUUUAAAAUUGCAACAGGAUCUGCUAGAGGAUUGCAAUUUUUACAUGGAAUGGAUAAACCUUUAAUCCACGGAGAUAUUAAAAGUGCAAAUAUUCUUUUGGAUCCAUAUUUUGAACCUCGUAUUGGUGAUUUUGGAUUAGCUCGUGAAGGACCUCUUCAAGAAUAUACUCAUGUAAAAGUUAGCCAUGUUCAUGGAACAAGGCCCUAUCUACCUGAUGAAUUUUUAAGAGGCAAAAAGUUUUCCACUAAAGUUGAUACUUAUAGUUUUGGUGUAGUACUUUUUGAAAUUGCUACUGGACAAAGAGCAUAUGACAGUUUAAGAAAUCAUAAAUUUUUAAAAGACCAUGUUGAAAAUAAUGAUUGUCCAAUUUCUGAUAUGGCUGAUGUGAAAGCAGGACCAGAUGAAAAUAAUGUUUAUCUUUCACUCAUGACUAUUGGUAAAGAUUGCGUUAGUUAUAAAGCAAAAGAUCGUCCUGAAAUGGAACAAGUAUUAAGGAAAUUAGAUUGUGUCAUGUUACAAGAAAAACAUCAAUCUACUAUCAGACAUAGUUAUUUACCAACAUUUCAAUACGAGAUGCAAAUGAGAAAACUUUCAACUCCAUCUGGAUCUUACCAUCCACAACCAUGGCUAUUUAGUCCUGUUCCAAGUAAUCAAUUGUUAAAACCAAAUACAUCACCUGUACCUCAUUUUGGAGCAUUAACUGUUCCUGAUCAAAUCGAAGGUAUAGUCGUGCCUCAAAUAGAAAUAAAGAACAACUGUUUAAAAGUAACAAGUAAUCCAACUACUACAAGAUCCACUAAUGCUUCGCCAUCCAUUAAUGAAUCACUUUCUGACAGUCAGUUGACUAAUAAUAGUAAUCCGGAUUCUACUAGUACACCUCAAUUUGUUGAAUCUAAACUUCAAACUAGUGUUGAAAAAAAAAAUAGUGCUUGGAAUAAUUCGAUUCCUGGGGAAUGUGAUGAAUUACCAUUGAUAUCAGAACUGCGAUUACAAUCUAAUCAAAACUCUGUAUGAUAAAUAAUACAUUUAAUGUUUAAUUUAUAAUUUUAUGAUUUUUAAUUUUAAUAUUUAAUUCUUAUAAUCUUAGACAUUAGACAGUUUUAUUAAGUCAAUAUUUAAUAAUAAGUAAUUAUUAAUUAAAUAUUUUUAUUACCAUUAUAUGUAAUUGUUAAUUGUUAUACCAACUUUUAUUCUAUUUUUAUACAAAUAUUGAUAUAUUUCUAACAAAAACUAAAUAAAAAAUUUGUUUUUCUUUAAAUGAAUAUAGUAUGUUUGUUCUUA